AAAAAAAAAAAUAAUAAUAAGAACAACGCGCACUUCGUUUAAACUCAGUGCAAAUGGACAUCUACGUUUGCAGAAAGUUUAUUUGUCGAGUUAUUUAUAUGUAUUCUGCUUGCUGGCCCCGUUAAACCUUCCUAUAUCCUAGUGGAACUGUAGUUGAAGGACUUGGUGAACACGGAAGGGAUAGACCGCGUACCAGCGUGUUUCUCUCGUACGGGUGACCCCUGAGGACAAAUAACACGUCUAAAGUGUGAGAUUUUCUACCUGAAACAGAGAUGCUCUCUGUUAUUUUCAGAAGAAGCACCCUUGCGGCCCACAAGGUGUUGCGUUGGGCCGGUCCUCCACAAAGAUGCUGGACAUCAGCCCUGACCAGAGCUACAACAGCACGGCAGCCGUUCUCAGAAAGGAACAACGGACGAGUAAAACCUCCCGCUGGCUUCGGCUUCGGCUUCGGGAGGUUUGAGCUCUUCCAGAGGACCCAGACUCAUCCGGCUCCUUUCUUCCUGAACAACCAACAUUUCCACUCUUCUGCUGUGAGGCUGAAGAAGCGACCUCGGCCCGAACCUCCUCCCAGAGAUCUGGAUCUGCUACGCUAUGACAUGAAGGACUUGUGGAAAGGUCCCAAACCUGCCCUGUACCUGGGGUUUGCAGGGCUGAUCCCCUUCGUCGCCCCUACUCUGUUCAUGGCUGUGACUGAGAGCUACUGUCCGGAGUUGGCCUACGCUCAGUUAGCGUAUGGUGCCGCCAUUGUUUCCUUCCUGGGUGGAGCUCGCUGGGGAUUCGCUCUUCCUGAGAGCAGCCCCGCUAAACCUGACUGGAUAAACCUGGCCAACAGCGUGGUUCCCUCCCUGUUGGCCUGGGUGACAAUGCUGAUGAGCAACAACAUUACUGCUGCAGCCACUAUGAUUAUCAUGGCCCUUGGAAUCUCACUGCAUUAUGAUCUGUCUCUGCUGCCCACUUACCCCAGCUGGUUCAAAGCCCUGCGCGCCGUCCUCACCACUGUGGCGUUUUUUUCUUUCCUCGGUACUCUCAUACUCAAGGAAAUGUAUCCAGAAAAGAAGAUAUUCACGGAUUAAAUAGUAUUUAAAUAUUUGAAACUAUAAA
Dicentrarchus labrax (European seabass) is the source of this 1101-nucleotide messenger RNA. RefSeq names its product transmembrane protein 69-like. The transcript is spliced from 3 exons. Lineage: Eukaryota; Metazoa; Chordata; Actinopteri; Moronidae. The record is from RefSeq and is a predicted model, not a curated record. Bases 273 to 1073 code for a protein of 266 amino acids.